Molecule: messenger RNA, 3690 nt
Organism: Trichoderma virens Gv29-8
Lineage: Eukaryota; Fungi; Ascomycota; Sordariomycetes; Hypocreales; Hypocreaceae
Product: cation transporting ATPase
Exons: 3
Coding region: 1-3690 (1229 amino acids)
Biological process (GO): calcium ion transmembrane transport; intracellular calcium ion homeostasis
Cellular component (GO): membrane; intracellular membrane-bounded organelle
Molecular function (GO): P-type calcium transporter activity; ATP binding; ATP hydrolysis activity
Source: RefSeq, a predicted model, not a curated record
AUGCAGAGCAUACUUCAAGAACCAAGAAAUAAUUUGCAGGGCUCAUCGAAGCCCAUUGUUGCCGACAUAAAAUCUAGGAACAAACGUCUACACAACAAAUCCAGUCCUUUAGGAGAUAUUCGACAACCCAGCAUCUCUACUCUUCGACCUGAUCCAGGAGAAGAACAUCUAUUUAAUAUUGGAAACAAUCCAUUUGCUUUCUCCCCAGGCCAGUUAGGGAAGCUUAUAAAUCCGAAGAGUCUUGCCGCUUUUGUCGCUUUAGGAGGACUCCUUGGGAUAGAAAAAGGUCUACAGAGCGAUUGUCGUGCUGGCCUGGGUAUUGAUGAGCAGUAUAUUCUUGAACCAAUCACGUUCGAGCAGGCAACAACUGUUCCUCCAUCACCUGGCUUACUCAAGGGUAGCCAACGAGGCAGGAAUCUUCCAUUCGUUGGUACCACUGAUAUAUCAAGAAAAAGUUUCGCCGAUAGAAAACGGGUGUUCGGCGAAAACCGGUUACCAGAGCGAAAAUCAAAAUCAAUUCUCCAGUUGGCCUGGAUUGCUCUGCAUGAUCAUGUGCUCAUACUGCUCAGCGUUGCAGCUAUUGUCUCGCUUGCCCUUGGACUAUAUCAGACAUUUGGACAAACGGAACAUGAAGGUGCUAAGGUUGAGUGGGUUGAAGGCGUGGCCAUCAUUGUUGCAAUCGCUAUAGUUGUCAUCGUCGGCGCGCUGAAUGACUGGCAAAAAGAACGUCAAUUCCAGAAACUUAACAUGAAGAAGGAGGAUCGCUUUGUCAAAGUAAUCCGCUCAGGCAACCCUAUGGCCGUGUCCGUCUAUGAUGUAGUUGUGGGUGAUCUUAUGCUUCUGGAACCAGGCGACGUUAUUCCGGUCGAUGGUGUCUUCAUCGAAGGCCACGGUCUAAGUUUUGAUGAGUCUUCAGUCACAGGCGAGUCUGACUUGGUCAAGAAGGUCCCAGCGGACGACGUUCUACAAGUGCUCGUUAACGAAGAAGCACCAGAGCUUAAAAGGUUGGAUCCGUUUAUCGUCUCUGGAGCCCGAGUCUUGGACGGAGUUGGGUCUUUUCUCGUUACUUCAGUUGGACAGAACUCAAGCUACGGUCGGACCAUGAUGUCACUACGGGAAGAUCCCGGACCUACUCCUUUACAAUCUAAGCUCAAUGUCCUCGCUGGCUACAUCGCAAAACUUGGAGGCGGGGCUGGGUGUUUGCUAUUCAUUGUGCUGUUUAUCGAAUUUCUUGUUAGGCUUCCAGGAAACAACGGAUCGCCGGAAGAGAAAGGACAAGAUUUUCUACACAUUUUUGUUUUAGCUAUCACUAUUAUUGUCGUUGCUAUACCCGAAGGCCUACCGCUAGCGGUAACGCUGUCAUUGGCAUUCGCUACUAAGCGCAUGACCAAGGAAAAAAACCUCGUUCGCCACCUUCAAUCAUGCGAAACAAUGGGCAAUGCCACAGUCAUCUGCUCAGAUAAAACCGGUACCCUGACGGAAAACACCAUGACUGUGGUCACCGGCGCACUGGGCGGCGAAGCAUUGCUAUUUGGUGAGAAGGAUCUAAAGCUUGAACUUGAUGCCGGCGCAUCACUGGUACAUAUUGAGAUGCAGCAAUAUGGCCAAAUUCCUGCAGACCAAUUGUCGUCGAAACUUUGCACAGAGUUUCAAGGUCUAUUAAGAACAGCUCUAGCCGUAAAUACUACCGCCUUUGAGAGCGAAGAGAACGGCAGAACGGUAUUUGUCGGCACAAAAACCGAGACGGCCCUCCUUGAUUGGGUUCGUCAAUAUUUUGGACUUGGACCAGUCGCUAUGGAGCGUGCCAACAGCUCACUAGAGCGAUUAUUCCCAUUCAAAUCAGAGCACAAAUGUAUGGGAGCCCUCAUCCGGUUGUCUAAAUCUGAUGGCUACAGCAGCAACGCAAAGUAUCGACUAUUUGUGAAAGGCGCACCUGAGGUUAUACUAGCGCAAUGUAGCGCAUCACUGGUCGAACUAUCGAAAUGUGCCUCCAGUGUGCCGAUGUCAGAAUACCAGAAAGAGGCUAUCAGACGCAUCAUUUUUGGCUUUACGACACAAUCGUUGCGAACUUUGGCUCUCUCGUAUAUCGACUUCCAGCAAUGGCCCCCUCAUUGGCUCCAAACCGACAACACAGCCGCGGGUUCUGACGAUAUUGAGCUCACCGAUGUUCUUCGAGACAUGACCUGGAUUGCCGUUGUGGGGAUUAGAGAUCCCGUUAGACGGGGAGUCCCUGCUGCCGUGGAAGCUUGUCGAGGAGCGUCGGUAUCAGUCAAGAUGGUGACCGGUGACAAUGUUGAGACGGCAAGAGCAGUCGGGAGAGAAUGUGGCAUCUUGAAGACUUUAUCAGGAGAGGAAGGCUUGGUGAUGGAAGGGGUUAACUUUCGCCAGCUUUCCGAUGACGAAAAGGCAGCAGUUGCCAAGGAUAUCUGUGUUCUGGCCAGAUCCAGCCCAGAAGAUAAACGAAUCCUCGUCAAAACUCUACGGAGCCUUGGUGAGAUUGUCGCCGUGACCGGGGAUGGCACGAAUGAUGCACCAGCUCUGAAGGCUGCCGAUGUUGGCUUUUCUAUGGGUUUAUCUGGUACGGAAGUUGCUAAAGAGGCAUCCGACAUUAUAUUAAUGGAUGAUAACUUUGCGUCAAUUGUUAAAGCACUUGGUUGGGGACGGGCUGUCAACGAUUCCGUCAAGAAAUUCUUACAAUUCCAGCUUACCGUCAACAUCACGGCAGUCGUCGUGACAUUCGUUACGGCUGUCUCUGACAGUCAAGAAACUGCAGUGCUCAACGCCGUACAACUACUUUGGGUUAAUCUCAUUAUGGACACAUUUGCAGCCCUUGCGCUCGCGACAGAUCCGCCAACAGGAAGCGUAUUUCAACGUAAACCAGAGCAGCGGACGGCUUCUCUGAUUAGCCUUAUUAUGUGGAAGAUGAUCAUCGGCCAAUCCAUCUAUCAGCUGAUUGUUUGCUUCGCAUUAUGGUUUGCGGGCCCCAAUCUUGGUUAUCCAGAGCCUCAAUUGAAGACUCUUAUCUUCAACGUUUUCGUCUUCAUGCAAAUCUUCAAGCUUAUCAACAGUCGUCGUAUUGAUAACAAGCUCAACAUAUUCGAAGGUUUGCAUCACAAUUGGCUGUUUGUAUUGAUGAUGUCGAUAAUGGUUGGUGGACAGCUGAUUAUUAUUUAUGUUGGUGGUGAUGCCUUUGUCGUUGUGCGGCUUACUGGCGAGCAAUGGGCCAUCUCAAUUGGCCUAGGUAUUGGUUCCAUCCCCGUGGGCAUUCUAAUACGCUUAUUCCCUGACGCAGUCCUACGAAAGUGUGGCGAGAAGAUUAAGAACAUAUGCCCACAGUGGCUGCGCACCUCAGUUAAAAAGAGGGGAGGAGACGAUGAUUUCCCCUCUGUUGAAAAGUAUAACGCGGUUUUCUCAAAUAUCAGGGAUGACCUUGAGUUUCUUCGAAUUGUUAGAGGGGGGCGUAUUCAGCUUUUGUGUGAAAAAUUAACAAGAGCUCGUGAAUUGAGGUCACAGCAUCAUUCUAAGUCAAGCAUUAGCUCCUGCGGCGACGUCGAAGAUAGGAGGAGCGCAUCACUACCUUCGAAACAGUCGGCAGUUUCGCCUAUGUAUUCAGCGAUUGGAAUGCCCGGUAUAAUGGCAGCUAGUGUCGGUGGUCUGUCUCCAUUGGAAACACGAUCUUUUAUUAGCUAG